AUGUCGAAAGCCGCAUCUGCUGUUUCUGCUGCUGUCAAGAAGACGUCUCUCCCAGAGGCGAGUCCAAAGAAGUCGGUCGUCAGUGAGACAACUACAACAACCACCAAGAAGUCGUCCCUAUUCACGUGCGAACACAAACUCGCCCCCUCUGAACUCCCAUCUACAGUAGGAAACGGGUUGUUGAGUGCCGUCAAGAACGGAACGACUCCACUCGUCACGACGACUACCGUAACCACCCAGAAGCAGACAACUCUUCCGCCGAGAAAACUGACAGCCCAACAGUCGCGUGAUCUAUCACCUCCGAAAUCCAAAAAUCAAAAGUCUCCGAGUCCGAGUCGUGCGGGUUCAGGCGAUUCUGGAACGAGGAAGGAUUCUGGAAAGUCGGAGAAGUUGACAAAGGAGUUGGAGAGGGUGAAACUCGAGAAGACAGAUUCCCGCGAAUCAGCGACCCUUCCAACACCAAAACAGUAUCCGGAUUCUGAUGACGAACGGGAUACGAACAAGAGGGCUCUCCGCUUCGGAACCACAACUGAAUGGCAAUCGGAUAAUCUGGAGAAGUUUUACAAGGAACACGGGAAAUUUCCAUCGGCUGAAGCUGUCAAGAAGUUCGGGCAAAUGUUCUCAAUGACCGAGUUGAUUGCGGAGACCUGGCUAGAAGCUCGUCGCCAGCAAACCUAUCAGAAGUACGUUGAGAAAGGUCUGCAAACGGAGCCAUCAGUCAUCCAGUUCUACUGCGAAUCUCUGAAAAUCGCCGAGGGUCUUCGUUUGGAGAACCCGAGUGUCCAAACCAAAUCAUUCUUCACGUUGGACGGCGUCAAUAAGCUCGAGCAGAAAAAAGAGGAAGAAGAGAAACGGAUGCCGUUGAUUUCCGUAUCAUCCAAUAAGUUGUACAUAAGUUCGAAGAAAGAGGAGAAGUGUCAAUUGACAAUUAAAAACGAGGGGGUAGUCAAUAUUGUCUAUCAGAUAAGCAUUAUGCACGCAGCCAACUAUGUGAUGUCACCGAUUUGUGCAAUUCUUCAUCCAAAUGAGGACCUCACACUGAAUAUCACUAGAAAGGGAAAACUGCUCGAUGAGGAGUUCUUCCGUAUUGACUACGGCCUUGCACCGGAAGGCAUUAUCGAUGCGAGGGACUCGGCGGAUCGUGCCGAAUUCACCGAUCGCGAGAUCAUUGAGGUUGUCGAGAUUGACGAGAGGGACAUGAAAGUUGCACGUUGA
Messenger RNA from Caenorhabditis remanei, 1215 nucleotides. RefSeq lists its product as uncharacterized. NCBI's taxonomy places the organism in Eukaryota, Metazoa, Nematoda, Chromadorea, Rhabditida, Rhabditidae. The transcript is spliced from 6 exons. The record is from RefSeq and is a predicted model, not a curated record. Bases 1 to 1215 code for a protein of 404 amino acids.